Aegilops tauschii subsp. strangulata is the source of this 1003-nucleotide messenger RNA. Its product is annotated as small COPII coat GTPase SAR1A. Gene Ontology annotation, molecular function: GTP binding; GTPase activity. Gene Ontology annotation, biological process: intracellular protein transport. NCBI's taxonomy places the organism in Eukaryota, Viridiplantae, Streptophyta, Magnoliopsida, Poales, Poaceae. The record is from RefSeq and is a predicted model, not a curated record.
GUGUCAUUCUAACGCAUCUCCUCCUAUUAAUCCCCGUCUCAGCGGCGCGGUGGCCGCCACGUCACCAGUCGAUCCCUUCCUUCUGCCGGUGCGCGUCGAGAUCCGUUAACAGGCGCCCCCCUCCGGCUCCGGCGACAGAGAGGGAGGCCACCGACGGCGGCCGGCGACCGAAGAUGUUCCUUGUGGACUGGUUCUACGGGGUGCUCGCGUCGCUCGGACUGUGGCAGAAGGAGGCCAAGAUCCUCUUCCUCGGCCUCGACAACGCCGGCAAGACCACGCUCCUCCACAUGCUCAAGGACGAGAGGUUGGUUCAGCAUCAGCCUACACAGUAUCCAACUUCUGAAGAGCUGAGCAUCGGAAAGAUCAAGUUCAAGGCAUUUGAUUUAGGAGGCCAUCAGAUUGCCCGCCGUGUGUGGAAGGAUUACUAUGCCAAGGUUGAUGCAGUGGUGUACCUUGUGGACGCGUAUGACAAAGAGAGGUUUGCCGAAUCCAAGAAGGAGCUCGACGCCCUCCUCUCAGACGAUUCGCUGGCCACCGUCCCCUUCCUGAUCCUGGGCAACAAGAUCGACAUCCCCUAUGCCGCCUCAGAGGAAGAGCUCCGCUACCACAUGGGUCUUAGCAACUUCACGACUGGCAAGGGCAAGGUGAGCCUCAGCGAGUCCAAUGUCCGCCCCCUGGAGGUCUUCAUGUGCAGCAUCGUCCGCAAGAUGGGCUAUGGCGAAGGGUUCAAGUGGAUGUCGCAGUAUAUCAAGUAGGUCAGGCAGGGGGGAGUGGUGAAAGAAACAAAAGAGUUAUAACUAGUCAUGGUGAUCAUCCUGUUUUACCUUGUCACAAGAGUGUUAGGGAGCUAGCUGGUCAUGGUGCCAGUACAUAUGUGAUGUAAUGGAUGUAGUUCAAAGUCUGGGGACUCCGUCCUAGAUUUUUUUGGUUGAGUUAUUACAAUGUGAUGUCGAAAAGGUGAUAUGCUUUGGACUCCAUUGCUGGUGCUCCAUGGUAUUCUGAA